GUUCUGCUCCAACUUAAAUUAAAAGCUGAAUACCCCAGGCCAGCGAUAAGGCAACCAGGUACCACACAGCCGUAACAAUUUUCCAGUCAUGUCACAAAUCAUAACUUGCAAAGCGGCAGUAUGUUGGGGAGAAGAAGAGGAAGUGAAGGUGGAAGAGAUACAAGUGGACCCUCCAAAAUCAGGUGAAGCCAGAAUUAAGAUGCUUUGUGCCAGUAUUUGCCACACCGACGUUUUAUGCUGCAAAGGCUUUCCCCUCCCUUUGUUCCCUCGAGUUCUCGGGCAUGAAGGUGUUGGGAUAGUGGAGAGCAUUGGGGAAGGAGUGCGAGAGCUAGGAGAAGGAGAUAUGGUGGUCCCAACGUAUUUAGGAGAGUGCGGAACGUGUGAGAAUUGUAUGUCCGGAAAGACCAAUCUAUGCCAGACCUACCCUCUCCAAGCUUUCACUGGUCUAUUGCCCGACGGCACCUCCAGGAUGUCGAUUAAUGAUGGAGGAGGUGGUGGUCAAACUAGGCUGUACCACUUCUUGAGCUGCUCCACUUGGUCUGAGUACACAGUUGUCGACGCCCACUACGUUGUUAAAAUUGACCCAAGGAUACCUCUCCCACACGCCAGCUUUAUUUCCUGUGGAUUCGCCACCGGAUUUGGGGCAGCCUGGAAAGAAGCCAAGGUUCAAAAGGGUAACACCGUUGCUGUUUUGGGUCUCGGUGCUGUUGGACUUGGUGUGAUGGAAGGGGCUCGGACGCGUGGAGCAACAAGAAUAAUUGGAGUGGACAUAAAUGACACAAAACGCGAAAAAGGCAUGGCAUUUGGAAUGACGGAUUUCAUAAAUCCUCGAGAUUCAGAUAAAUCCAUCUCAGAAUUAGUGAUGGGGGUGACAGGAGGGCUGGGUGUGGACUACUCUUUUGAAUGCACUGGAGUCGCCGCCUUGGUCAAUCAGUGUAUCGAGUCCACAAAAAUCGGGGUAGGGAUGUCAAUCUUACUUGGGGCAGGAACUCAGAAAACAGUCGAGAUCAACUUCUUUCCCCUGCUUGGGGGUAGGGCACUCAAGUAUUCUAUUUUUGGUGGGAUUAAAGUCCAGUCAGACCUACCCUUUCUAGUUGACAAGUGCGUAAACAAGGAAAUCGAGAAAAUUGAUGAGCUCUUGACUCAUGAAGUUCAACUGGAAGAUGUGAACAAAGCUUUUGAGCUACUGAAGAAACCAGACUGCCUUAAAGUUCUGAUCAACUUUUAACCUUCAUUCAUCAUCUCCGCCGGAAAUCCGAGAUGUAUAUUGUUUCGUGUCUGUCAGAUUCUGUAUAAUCUUGAAUAAAAGUUGGGUCCUUCCUGCAUAAUUUAUAGUCCAACUAACGGGGAUUGUGACUCAAA
Molecule: messenger RNA, 1362 nt
Organism: Rhododendron vialii
Lineage: Eukaryota; Viridiplantae; Streptophyta; Magnoliopsida; Ericales; Ericaceae
Product: CYP enzymes assisting alcohol dehydrogenase-like
Exons: 7
Coding region: 89-1228 (379 amino acids)
Biological process (GO): formaldehyde catabolic process
Cellular component (GO): cytosol
Molecular function (GO): S-(hydroxymethyl)glutathione dehydrogenase [NAD(P)+] activity; zinc ion binding
Source: RefSeq, a predicted model, not a curated record